Messenger RNA from Caenorhabditis bovis, 462 nucleotides. The record is from the annotation of a GenBank genome assembly. Lineage: Eukaryota; Metazoa; Nematoda; Chromadorea; Rhabditida; Rhabditidae.
AUGAGCGGCGCCAACGAAAUACUACUCAACUUUGACACGGCAAUGUGCGAUUUCCGCCAUAUGUUCCCAAACAUUGAUGAAAACGUCAUCGAAGGCGCACUUCGAAAGCACAACGGUGAUGUGUCGGCGACGAUAAAUGAGUUGCUUUUCGAAAAUAAAAAUGAUGCGUCACCGACGCAAAUCGCCGUCGAAACCCCACAGGAUCUCCGCAAAAGGAAGCAGGAGAUCCGAAAAAAAUUGGAAAAUGUCCAAAAGCUGCUCGACACAGUGACGAACGUAGAAAUGGCUAGAUCGUAUGAAGAUCAGCAGCUCGCGUAUCUUCUUCAAUACGAGGAAGUCAAGAAGCUGAUUAAAACUGAAACUCGAAGAAAUCACGAACCCCGUCAAAUUUCAUCGCAUUAUGUCGAACGGUGUCCAGAUGGUCCCUACGUUAACUAUGCAUAUAACAAAGGCGAGAUUUGA